CCGUAUCAAAACCCGGAAGUAGUCUGAAGGUCUUUGGUAAUGGCUGGGCUUUAGGUAACAUUUCGCCGUCCGAGUCCGUCGUCAGUGUGAAAAUGGGUGUUAAAAUAGAGGUGUUCAGAAUGAUGCUGUAUCUGUCUUUUCCUGUGGCCAUGUUUUGGGUCUCAAACCAAGCAGAGUACUUUGAAGAGUAUAUAGUAAAGAGAAAGAGGGAAAUCUUCCCCCCUGGCGAGGAAGUACAGAGGAAAGAGUUGGAAAGCUUUAAAGAACGAAUGCGAGUUCGUAAGGAGCAGCGAAUAUUAAAAAGUAUUUCUGGGGAACCUGAGAACUGAGCAUGAUGAUGCUAAAGAAAUGCAAGAUCCCUUGUUGUCACCGAUGCAGGAUCAUCUUAAUGGGAUUUUUGGACAUAAGACAACUGGUUGGACUGGAGUGAGACUGUCACUUUGGAAAUCACUGCAAAGCUCACGUAUCCCAACGGUGUGUUGGACAUUUUCCAAAUAAGGAAUUAUACCUAAUAUGCCUCCUGUUGUUUCAUUUUGAUGUGUCUUUUUCACACAUGACUGAUCAAAUCCUAGAGUGAUUUUAUUUAAGUUGCUGUGAUUACACUGUCAUUAAAUGAUUAUUUGAGUUGUACAUCUACUAAGAUCUAAUGUACUUAUUUAUUUUGUGAAGUGCAGUGCCUAUAAGUCUGUUCACCUUGUUAGAUUUGUUUUUUAUGUUGAGUGUUUUGCAGCAUUGAAUCACAGAUAAUGUAAUUGUAUUUUUUUGACACGGAUCAACACAAAGAUAUUGAGGUGUGAAACAAAUUUUUAUACACUCAUUAAAAUGAAGUAAACACA
Messenger RNA from Stegastes partitus (bicolor damselfish), 836 nucleotides. It is a transcript of the gene pet100, whose product is annotated as PET100 cytochrome c oxidase chaperone. The record is from RefSeq and is a predicted model, not a curated record. Gene Ontology annotation, biological process: mitochondrial respiratory chain complex IV assembly. Gene Ontology annotation, cellular component: mitochondrion; mitochondrial inner membrane. The transcript has 4 exons. The coding region runs from base 93 to 329 and encodes 78 amino acids. Lineage: Eukaryota; Metazoa; Chordata; Actinopteri; Pomacentridae.